Molecule: messenger RNA, 2105 nt
Organism: Trichoderma asperellum CBS 433.97
Lineage: Eukaryota; Fungi; Ascomycota; Sordariomycetes; Hypocreales; Hypocreaceae
Molecular function (GO): aldehyde dehydrogenase (NAD+) activity
Source: RefSeq, a predicted model, not a curated record
CCGAUUCCCAGCUUCAACACCACCAUCAAACGGACCCUGAUACCGGCUUGGUUUGGAUUGAAUCUGGUCUGGCCUCUAACAAUCGAUAGAGCCGUCGCGUCACCAUCGAAAGACUGCCAUCAUGACAUUCUCCAAAGAGAUCCAUACCUUCCACUCUGGAAAGCCGCAGCCGCAAUCUGCCGGAUCGCACACCUUCCAGUCUCUCGAUCCUAGCACGGCCAAGCCAUUGGCAACAAUCUACACCACAACUGCCUCUCAGCUCAACGACGCCGUCUCCUCUGCUCAGAAGGCUUUCCCAGUAUGGUCGCAGACGCCUGCUCCAAAGCGAGCUGCCAUCCUCCUGCGCGCUGCCGCCAUCCUGCGAGAACGUAACGACGCGCUGGCCCGCACCGAGAUGCUGGAUACUGGCAAGGCUUGGUCCGAGACGUCUACGGUCGAUGUGGUCACUGGGGCCGAUGUCUUGGAGUACUACGCGCACUUCAUUGGCAACAGUCAGCCCGGACAGCACACAGCGUUGAGACCAGACGCAUACGUCCUUACCAGCCACGAGCCUCUGGGCGUUUGCGCUGGCAUUGGCGCUUGGAACUACCCCAUCCAGAUCGCUCUGUGGAAGUCUGCGCCAUGUCUGGCAGCAGGAAACUGCAUGGUCUACAAACCCAGCGAAGUAACGCCUCUUCACGCCAACACCUUGGCCGAGAUCUAUAUCGAGGCUGGCAUGCCGCCCGGAGUAUUCAAUGUUGUCUAUGGCGAUGGUCCCAGUGUUGGAGCUCCCCUUGUCGCCCAUGCGGGCAUCGCAAAGGUCAGCUUUACGGGACAGGUUAGCACCGGUAGCAAAGUAGCUAGCGAGGCCGCCAAGGGCAUGAAGAGCGUUACAAUGGAGCUCGGAGGCAAGAGUCCUGUUGUGGUUCUCCCAGACGCGGAUGUCGAUGAGGCAGCCGACAUCGCCAUGGCAGCCAAUUUCUUCUCUUCCGGCCAAGUUUGCACAAAUGGUACGCGAGUCUUCAUCCCCGAUACCCUACUAUCACGUGUGGAAGAAGCUCUUGUCAAGCGCUGCCGGGAGGGCAUCCGCAUGGGCCUGCCCCAAGAUGAAACGACCAAUUUCGGCCCAGUCGUCAGCGCCGCUCAGCGCGACAAGGUCAAUAUGUACAUCCGACACGGCAAGGAGGUCGACAAGGCAAAGGUUUUGUAUGACGGCGCGGUUGAUGCGCAGAAGAAUAAGCCCACGCCUGAUGGCUACUGGGUCCCGCCUGUCAUCUUCACCAACUGCACCGAUGAUAUGCGCAUUGUGCGCGAGGAAAUCUUUGGCCCUGUCAUGUCAAUCUUGCCAUAUAAGACACAGGGCAGGUCACAGGAAGAAUGGCUCCCGGAGCUGAUUCGACGCGCAAACGACACGGAAACUGGCCUGGCUGCUGGAGUUGUUGCCUCUGAUCUGAGUCUAGCGCAGAACGUUAUCCGAGAGCUGCAAGCUGGCAUCACCUGGAUCAACACCUGGGGAGAGUCUCCGGCCGAGAUGCCGGUAGGUGGAUGGAAGCUGAGUGGCGUUGGUGUUGAAAAUGGCUUCGAGGGUAUCAUGGCUUACAUGCGGAUAAAGAGCACGCUGGUACAACUGGGCAAGGGAGCAACCAAGGGGAUUUUUGCCAAACUAUAAGUUGAUCACCAGAGUUUGUUCUUUUUUCGCAAAAUGGCGUUAUCAUCGGUUGCAUGGGUCAAUCUAUGAACCUUAUAGCAGGGCAUAAAUAAGCGUCUCAUUUGUUUUUCGACGAAAUAAAAAUUCUUGAUCUCAAUCCUAUAUAUUGUGCAAUGCGAGUUGCUCUAUUUCGAAAUCUUACGAAUAUUCUUUUCCAAGCUAAUGAGAAGCAGCUACGAAGAUAAAGACGACUAUAUCGUGUCUCUUUAUCUGCAUGAUAUGAGAGGAUGACUUCGUUCGGCUGAAAAUAGUUAGCUAGUUCAAAAUAGUGUACGUGGAUUAUUGAAGCGCAGUCGCAUGGCUUAUAAUCUUGUGAUAUUCCCAAAUUUCUGGUAAACCAUGAUGUUGAAUUGCAACGCACAAAACAGACACCUUGGCGUAAUAGAUAUUUUCAAGCAGCUUAGUGCCUCUUCUUAAC